Molecule: messenger RNA, 2526 nt
Organism: Eriocheir sinensis (Chinese mitten crab)
Lineage: Eukaryota; Metazoa; Arthropoda; Malacostraca; Decapoda; Varunidae
Product: HEAT repeat-containing protein 3-like
Exons: 12
Coding region: 137-2095 (652 amino acids)
Biological process (GO): ribosomal large subunit biogenesis; protein import into nucleus
Source: RefSeq, a predicted model, not a curated record
ACACUGCCGGGCCAGCAUGUGUGUGUGUGUGUGUGUGUGCCUCGCCGCCCCAAAACAACCCCGGCGAGGCGUGACUGAGACACAACCCUCAGCUUUGCCCCUCGCUGCUGCACCUUUGAGGGCGUGAAGAGCAGCCAUGGGGAAGAUAAAGCAGCGGCGACAACUGGGGCAGCGAUAUGACCCCACCGGAGUGUCCAGGAGGAGAGAGGACCGUGCGGAGGGUCAGACACAGUCCCCAUCAGCUGGCCUGAGGCUGGUCGAGGAGAAGAUAACAAGUGUACUGGCUGAGGAGCGUGUGUGUGGCCUCAACACACUAGCGUCUCUUGCCCUGGAGGAGCAGGGCCCAGCCUGUGUGGUCAAAACACAGCUGGUGGCCAAGGCAUCAGCCCUCCUCAAGGACCCGAGUGUAGAAGUCAGACUGGCAGCAGCUGGAGCCCUUCGGAACAUCAGUGCUGGUGGGUCUGACGAGGUGGUGGAAGCAAUGGUGCAGCAGGAGGUGUUGGGGCCACUGGCAGACUUGCUGGGUGACUACCGAGAGUCCUGGAGCUCUGCAACCACUGACCUGGGGCAGGAGGCAUCACGAGAUGUUGAUCCCAUGAGCAACACUUUCGUGCAUGCCACUCACCUCCUCUGGAACCUGUGUGAGUGCAGUGAGGAAGCCAUGAAUGUAUUCAACAAAGAGGGUUUGGUCCACGUCCUCCUGCGCCACCUUGACCCAGCCGUCUGGGGCCACACUAUGGCUCUGGCAGUGGCUGAGUGUCUCCUGUGUGUGUCAGAGAACAACCCCAGUGCUGAAUCAGUGUUGCUCCCUGUGGCAGAAGACCUCGUGGGCUUCAUCUCCCGUCCCAAGGAGCAACCCACUGACUUGCAUUUUGCUACCACAGUCAUAGGAACACUGUUGAACAUCAACUACUGUACUUCUGGGAGCAACAACUUCCAGCUGGUGUUGAAGGUGCUGGCCACUAUGCUUGAGCCAGACCCACUGCCUCUGGUGACCCAGUAUGCCAGUGACUCAUCAGGCUGUGGUGGCACCCAUCUCUCUAUGACUCCACAGGAACUUGAACAUCUCAUUCUGGGGCAGCAGUUAGCACUUGAAAUAUUAUCCAACAUUUGCUGUCCAGAGGGUGAGCAAAAAGACUUCACUUAUGAUCAUGCUUUCAACUGUAAUUCAGAUGAGGAUGACUGGGAUGAAUGUGAAGAUGUGCCGUCAGGAGAUGAAGAGGAAGGAAUGUGUGAAGGGGAGCCCAUGGAGGAUGACGCGUCUAAGAGCACAUUGGCGCCGGAGGUUCAUGAGGGCAUUUCCCACUUCAACCUCUUUGAAAAAACUCUAAAGAAGGUUGAGUUUCCUGAAGAAAAUGUCCUCCAAGCAUUGCCUACUUUGAAAUUUGGGCCAUCUCUAUUAACCAAGCUUGGUGUGCUGAGGACCCGUGCCCUGCUGUGCCUUCAGAACAUGAGCAGUGCCCUGGAGCUGAAGGAGCUGGGGGGGGCCGAACUUCUCUAUUCCACAUGGGUGAAGUUAGCAAUCACCGUCUUCCAGAACACUUGCCCAGAGACUGAGCUUCUGGAGGCAGCCACUGGGGCCAUGCGUGCAAUCAUAGACCGACUCAGACAGGACCAGUGUGACAUCUUGGCUUCAAUAUCACAAGAUGAACUGAAGUCAAUAUUUCAAGCUGGUGUGUCAUGCCCCAUUGCAACUGUGAGAGCCAAUGUAACACGCAUGGUGGGUGCGCUGGGCUGCCUGCUAGUCACUCAGACCCCAGAGAAGUCAGUCAGCUCUGGCAGUGUGUUCGAAGUGCUCAACACCACCACAGAGUUUUUGUUUAAGGUUGGUGCCCAUGAUGCAGAGCUGUGGGUGUCAGCUGAGGCCCUGGAUGUCAUCAUUGAUAUGUAUUCGGAUGACAAGACAGACAGGCUGGCUCACCUUGUCCAUCUGAUAGACAGACUGAGGGGAAUCCAGCCAGGCUUUAAGGCAAAGCACCACCAACAAAGAAAGAGACUUGGGGACCACCGGGCACUGGUGCUGACAGUGAGGGACAAUCUGGGGGGCUUCAUAAAGUACAAGGGGCCCAGAGCAGGAAAGUUCAGUAAAACCUAACACACAUCUGGCUAACAUAGGGCAGGAUUGGGUUUGUCAUAAUGUACACAGAUCAUUGUUAAUUUUAUCACAGGCUUGUUAUAGUUCAGUAAAGAUUCAGGAAUCUCUAUUUUAUUUUUAUUUCAUUGAAAAUUAUCAAUGAAUACUAAGAACCAAGAAUUUUCAAACAAUUUAUAGGUAUAUACUUUUUUUUUUUUUUUUUUUUUUUUUUUUUUUUUACUGAUGUUACCAUAUUCAUUCUGACCACCCACACAUCAGUGCAGGGUAAUAGUUUUUUUUAUGAAAUGUAAUAGUUGCAGGAGAUAUAACUUAUCACAUAUAUUUAUGACGUGUGUUAUUAUGAGGUUUAAUAUUGUACUUUCCAGUUUAUGUACUUUACAUAUAACUUUUGUAUGACUUCAGUAACCAGAAAUGACAUCAUUAUAUUAAAU